Molecule: messenger RNA, 1893 nt
Organism: Daktulosphaira vitifoliae (grape phylloxera)
Lineage: Eukaryota; Metazoa; Arthropoda; Insecta; Hemiptera; Phylloxeridae
Exons: 2
Coding region: 41-1777 (578 amino acids)
Source: RefSeq, a predicted model, not a curated record
UUUUCGACUAGUCAUAAUUAAUAUUAGCAUUUUAUUUUCAAUGGAAUUUUAUUCGUUGAUUUUAAUGUCUAUUGGAAUUUUCGUUAUAAAACUAGAUGAAGGUGUAAAUUGCAUUUGUAAUUCUCUUACCAAUUAUCGCGAAGAUUAUAGAAAUUACAUCAAAACAGUGAUUAAUCACAUUUGUUCACAUAUUGAAUCGAAUGAAAUACUAAAUCUAAAAUUGAUACAAGAUUCAAAUAGUGCUAUUGGUAUAGAGGAAUUUUCCAAACCUGAAACAAACUAUCAUAAUUUCAAAACUAAUUAUUUUUAUACAAUAAGUCUACUAAAUUUCAAGUACACUGAAAUACUAAAAAAUUUUCUCGAUUACAUAGAUGUUAUUCUACAAAAGUGUAAGCAAUUUCAUGAAAGAAAUUUAGAAGAAAAUUUUAUUUGUUGUGUAACAUCACUCGUUGAAGAGGUGAAAAAUUCUAAGAUUAUGUUUGAAAAUCUUCACAAUGCUAUGAAUUUUUUUAGCUACAUUGAUGUAAGAUUUGUGUUCCAAGGAUCUACUGUGCCAAAUGUUAUUAAUAACGAAAUCAACUUUUUUCUAAAAUACGUACUUCAAAAAAUAUCAGAGAACAGCCGUUUAGAUCUUAACAGACAUUUUGAUUUGAACUGCUUACCAAAUUUUCAUGACUCUGAAAUGAAUUUUAUGAGUUUAAAUGAAUUUCGUACAGUAGCAUCAAAAAUAAUAAACAAUCUCUAUCAAAAUAGUAAUAUCAUCGACAAUUCUAUAAAAAAUAAUUCGACAAUAAUUCAAAUUAAUGAAGAUGACUCUUACUUUGUCUAUUUAACAUGUAGUAAACUUAAAUCGUUUUAUAAUAAAAACAUAGAAAUUUGGUAUAAGAAACUUGGCUUUGAAAAAUUUUUCAAUCCCAAAACACCCGAACUCAUACCUCCAGUAGAUCCAAAUAUUAAUAUAAAUGUGGCAAUUAAAGCAUUGAAUAUACUUCGACAAGAAUCGGGUUGGAAAACAAUGGAACACAUAAAUAUAGUUUAUAACGAAAAACUAUUUAGCGUAGAUUCUAUUAUGAAAGACCCAAUUGAUAACAAGAAUUUUCAAAUAAAAAAGGAACAUGUAACACAAUUAUUAAGAUGUAGAUACACAGAAAUAAUUAUAAAUUACAAUAUAAUAUUAAGAGUUAUAUUGUAUCUAUGCAAUAUUUAUGCAAAUAAUUUCAACUACAAUUGUUUGAUUAAAUUCUUUGACUCAUUCAACAAAUCUAAAAUAAUGUUCGAAGGUCUGCAUACAGCUUUAAUGACUAUACAGAAAAAAUCAUUAUGGAGUUUUACUUUUUGGUCUCCUUCGAAUUUACAAAAAAUAUUAAAAUGGGUUAACAAUUUUCUUUGUUUAUUGAAUAACAAAGAAUUUUUUCAAGAUAUUUUUAACAAUAAAAAUAAAAAAUUCAAGGAAAUUAUAGACAAUAAAUUAAAAUAUUUUCUAAAUUUUCGUAGAAAAUGUUUUAAUUGUCUUAGUACGGAAUCUAGAAAAAUGAAAUCCCGUUGUAAUAUGAAAAAACCUUUUUAUGAUUUAUCCAAAUUAAUAAAAUAUUUCAAGUCUUCAAAAAAUACGAUGAAUAUUCCAACGUUUCAACUGUCAAUCCAAAUUUAUCAUGAUGCAUGCAAUUUUUUUGACAAGUUUUGUGAAGAUGUUUACAAAUCUUGUUAUGAAAAUUUAGGAUUCAUAAAAGUUGACAGUCUCAACAAAAGCUUAGAUGACAAAUUAAUUGUGGAUUAGAUUUAUUAUACAUAGGUUGUUUAUAUAUAUGUUUUCUGAAAGAAGUAUAUAAAUAGAAUUUAUCAUAAAAAAAUUAUAUUUUUACAUACAUUUUUCAAAAAGUUAUAUUUAUAAAA